Messenger RNA from Sander lucioperca (pikeperch), 1131 nucleotides. RefSeq names its product C-type lectin domain family 12 member B-like. The record is from RefSeq and is a predicted model, not a curated record. The transcript is spliced from 7 exons. The coding region runs from base 187 to 831 and encodes 214 amino acids. NCBI's taxonomy places the organism in Eukaryota, Metazoa, Chordata, Actinopteri, Perciformes, Percidae.
CACUUUGGACAGCAAUGCACGCACUCUACUUCCUCUUCAGAAAACACCUUCUUAUUAGCUGGCGACUUAAAAUAAAACAGUCACAUCCUCAAAGCAGAAGUCCAGUAAAGACCAUCACAGCGGAGCAGACACCCUCCUAACAGCUCUCAUACAGGACUGCAGCAGGACUUUAAACAUUUGUUCAGGAUGAACAGAAAUCCACAGGAGGAAAUUGAGGAAAUGGAGGAAGAAGCAGCAGCUAACUAUGUUAUUGCACCAGCAUGCACUGUGGAGAAAGUGGCAGCUCGUCCAGACCAGAGGUUUCUCUGCUUCUCUCAGUAUUUUCUACCGAUAGCAGUGUGUUGGCUGAUACUGUUAGUCAUCAUGGGCCUCCGUAUCUACUUUGCUACAUUAAGUCAUGGCAGUGAUGUAAGUGAGCCGAUGGCUGCCAAUUGCAACCUGACAAACCUCAACGACAAACUCAGAGUCUUAGAAAACCAGAUCACAGACCUGACUGCAGUAAACCAGAACAUCAGUCGAGCUCAGUGGAGCAUUGAUGAAUACUGCCCCAAAGUAAAUAACGUUUCAGAGAGACAGUGUAGAGCUUGUCAGAAGGGCUGGAGACUCUUCCAGUCCAGCUGCUAUCUGAUUAAUGACGCUGAUCAGAAAACCUGGGAAGAAGCUCGAGAAGACUGCAGAGGACGGAGUUCAGAUUUGGCUGUUAUACAUGAUGAAGAUGAUGAGGAUGAACUCAGGUAUUUCAGACAGUCCAUAUACUGGUACUGGAUUGGCCUGAGAGCUGAAGGAGGGAGAUGGAAGUGGAUCAAUGGAAGUGAUCUGACUGAAAGGUAAGAGACACAUUCCUAAACACUUUGAAUCAUAAAAUCUAUCAGCCUUGAUCUAAACAUCAUGUUCUUCCCUCAGUGUCAGCAGCUGGAUAUAUGAACCACCAUCUGCUGCUGACGGUCAGUGUUUAGUUUCUGUCAUGUUCGGAUGGACAUCAGUGAGCUGUGCUGAGAGAAAUGGAUGGAUCUGCAAAAAGAAGGCUUUAUCUGUUUAAACACUGCAGUCAGACUUGAGAAGUUUACUGGAUACUCUGCAUGAUAAUAUCAACUGGAUUAUAAAUAAACUAUGAAGACUUCUACUUCACAA